Cicer arietinum (chickpea) is the source of this 564-nucleotide messenger RNA. RefSeq lists its product as uncharacterized. Lineage: Eukaryota; Viridiplantae; Streptophyta; Magnoliopsida; Fabales; Fabaceae. The record is from RefSeq and is a predicted model, not a curated record. Gene Ontology annotation, molecular function: enzyme inhibitor activity.
AUGGAUUUCACCAAAACCCAUGCUGUUCUCCUAAUUGUAACAGUCUCUUUGCUAUUUGCACCCACCAGUUACGCUGCUCGCACCACCGAAGCACGUAUUUGGAACAUGUGCAAACCAACAACAAACCCAGUAGUAUGUUACAAAACAAUAUUACCCGAAGCAACUAAAACUCAAAAAUUCAACAUGUACAAAGCUCUUGAGGUUGAGAUCCAAGCAGCACAAACACAAGUCAUUCAAACCGCCACUAACAUUGCAACUUUAAUCUUUCAAUCCAGUAACAACAAAGACGUUUCCGAUGCACUCAAUACUUGUAAGGAUCAAUUUAGCAACAUUGUCGAUGCCAUAACCGAAUCGGUUGAUUUGGUAUCCAAACGCAAUGUUGGGGAAGCAAGGUUCAAAUUUAGCGCGGUUAUUUCUUACUAUUCCGCUUGUAAAGAUGCUUUUACCGAAAGUAACAUUACUUUUCCUAUUGCCGCCGAUGCUCAAGCAGUUUAUGAUCUUGGUGGAAAUUGUUUGGAUUUAAUGAAAGCCAUUGAAGAUAAAGAGAGAGCCCGUAGAACAUAA